Lycium barbarum (goji berry) is the source of this 1458-nucleotide messenger RNA. Its product is annotated as amino acid permease 6-like. The transcript has a single exon. Bases 1 to 1449 code for a protein of 482 amino acids. Lineage: Eukaryota; Viridiplantae; Streptophyta; Magnoliopsida; Solanales; Solanaceae. The record is from RefSeq and is a predicted model, not a curated record. Gene Ontology annotation, cellular component: plasma membrane.
AUGGCACUUGAGUUUCAGAAGAACACCAUGUCCGUGCCAAUGGAGCUUGAAAGUGGAGACGUUCAAGAAAACUUUGAUGAUGAUGGACGCAAAAAAAGAACAGGGACUUUGUUGACUGCGAGUGCACAUAUUAUUACUGCUGUGAUUGGUUCUGGAGUGCUAUCUCUAGCAUGGGCAAUAGCACAAUUAGGAUGGGUGGCUGGUCCUGCUGUUCUCUUUGCUUUUUCUUUCAUAACUUACUUCACUUCUACACUUCUUGUCGACUGUUACCGUUCUCCAGGACCUGUUUCUGGCGAGAGAAACUAUACUUACAUGGACGUUGUCCGCUCUCACUUAGGAGGUGUGAAGGUGACAUUGUGUGGACUCGCACAAUAUGCUAACAUUGUCGGAGUUACCAUUGGAUACACAAUAACAGCAUCUAUUAGUAUGGUGGCGGUACAGAGGUCAAAUUGUUUUCACAAAAAUGGCCACGAAGCUAGCUGCUCAAUUGAGAGCUACCCAUAUAUGAUCGUAUUUGCAGUGAUCCAAAUAAUUCUUAGCCAACUACCAAACUUCCACAAGCUCUCGUGGCUAUCAAUUCUUGCUGCUGUCAUGUCUUUUGCUUAUGCUUCUAUAGGUCUUGGACUCUCCAUAGCCAAAGUUGCAGGUGUGGGGCACCAUGUAAAGACAAGCCUAACAGGGGUGGUAGUUGGGGUGGAUGUAUCUGAAUCAGAGAAAGUAUGGAAAAGCUUCCAAGCCAUUGGAGAUAUUGCAUUUGCCUAUGCUUAUUCCACCGUUCUCAUUGAAAUACAGGACACACUGAGAUCAUCACCUCCAGAAAGCAAGGUAAUGAAGAGAGCAUCACUAGCUGGAGUUUCCACCACAACCUUGUUCUAUAUACUAUGUGGUACCAUUGGCUAUGCAGCCUUUGGAAACAAAGCUCCAGGAAAUUUCCUAACUGGUUUUGGUUUCUAUGAACCCUUUUGGCUUAUUGACUUCGCCAAUGUCUGCAUUGCUGUCCACCUUAUCGGAGCUUACCAGGUUUUCUGCCAACCAUUAUAUGGGUUUGUGGAGGCUCGAUGCAGCCAGCGAUGGCCAGACAACAAAUUCAUCAACUCUGAACACGCUGUGCAAGUUCCAUGCUGUGGCGCUACUUACAGCAUCAACUUGUUCAGGUUGGUGUGGAGAACAACAUAUGUGGUAGUGACAACCGUGAUUGCCAUGAUAUUCCCAUUCUUCAAUGACUUCUUGGGUUUGAUCGGGGCAGCAUCGUUCUAUCCAUUAACCGUCUACUUCCCAAUAGAGAUGCACAUUUCCCAGAGAAAGAUACCAAAGUAUUCUUUCAAAUGGGUAUGGCUGAAAAUACUGAGCUGGACUUGUCUCAUCGUGUCACUUGUUGCAGCCGCUGGAUCUAUCAAGGGUCUUGCCACUGAUGUCAAGCAUUACAAGCCUUUCUCAACUCAACAAUAACUUCCAGAC